Messenger RNA from Tribolium castaneum (red flour beetle), 968 nucleotides. Its product is annotated as peptidoglycan-recognition protein 2. NCBI's taxonomy places the organism in Eukaryota, Metazoa, Arthropoda, Insecta, Coleoptera, Tenebrionidae. Bases 340 to 927 code for a protein of 195 amino acids. The record is from RefSeq and is a predicted model, not a curated record. Gene Ontology annotation, molecular function: zinc ion binding; N-acetylmuramoyl-L-alanine amidase activity; peptidoglycan binding. Gene Ontology annotation, biological process: peptidoglycan catabolic process; innate immune response. The transcript has 5 exons.
GCGAGAAAAAAACAAUAGUUUUGGGAAGAUCCCGACUAUGACUAACUGUUGCACCCGCGAGUUUUGGCAAACCUGGACGUGUCCGGUUAUAAAUAGACCACUUGCGGAAUCACGAAAACUCCACCUUUUCCACCUUACUCACCGUUGGUGAAGUCCCUGAUCGGGAAUCCCCACAACCCAGAGAUAAAAACCAUAACAAGAAGAUAAAGUCAUAGACCCCACAGGUCACCGUAUAUAAAUGCAGAAGUUUAUCAUCUCGAAGGUUACUCGUGUUGUUCCAUUAAAGGACGUGCUAAUUAAAUAAAUAAUUUUAAUUUUGCAUACAAGGCAAAGUUGAAUAUGGGACGAAAGUUCGUGAUUAUUUUCUCAAUUUUGCACCAAAUUCUGGCUCGAACAGAGUCAAACUUGCCGGCAGUGUGCCCCGAAAUCGUGAGUCGCACUAGAUGGGGGGCUCGCACUGCUUUGGAAGUGGAUUACGCCCUAAUCCCUGUCGAAAACGUGGUCGUGCACCACACGGUGACCAACACUUGCAGCACUGAGGAAGAAUGUGCGGCGAUUUUGCGAAACAUUCAGAAUUUUCACAUGGAAAAUCUAGAUUUUCACGAUAUUGGAUACAAUUUUUUAGUGGGUGGUGACGGCCAGAUUUACGAGGGCGCAGGUUGGCACAAAGUGGGGGCGCACACACGUGGGUACAACUCCCGGUCUUUGGGGCUCGGUUUCAUCGGCAAUUACACGACUCAACUUCCAAAUAAAAAGCAGAUACAAGCCGCUAAAGAUUUUCUCCAAUGCGGGGUUGAGUUGGGAGAGUUGGGCAAAAGUUUCAAACUGUUUGGGGCCCGCCAAGUCAGCGCGACGGAAAGUCCGGGCCUAAAGCUGUACCGCGAACUACAGAACUGGCCGCACUUUACCAGGUCCCCGCCGAAAUAAACUGUAUUCUAGUUUUUAAAAUAAAAUUAUUAUAAAGCAUA